Messenger RNA from Tachysurus vachellii, 759 nucleotides. RefSeq lists its product as uncharacterized. The record is from RefSeq and is a predicted model, not a curated record. The transcript is spliced from 6 exons. Gene Ontology annotation, biological process: response to bacterium. Lineage: Eukaryota; Metazoa; Chordata; Actinopteri; Siluriformes; Bagridae. Bases 1 to 759 code for a protein of 252 amino acids.
AUGGAGACGUGUCUCAGCGACAGAGUUCCGGACGCCGCCAUUCAGCUCAAUGGGCUUAACUCGUUUCGCUCCGUUUACAUCAACACGGAAUGGUGUUUGCUCUCAGAGACUCAGAGCUCUUUAACUUUGGAGGCAGAAGCUGGAGAUAACGUCACUAUUUGGUGCCAACAUGAUCUGAAACGUCCAGAUAUGAUCUUCUGGUUUAAACAGUCGUGUGAUUCAGUUCCACUUCUUCUUGGGUGUAAAAAGUUUAGGACAUCAGCUUCAUCAGAGUCGUGUUACUUCUUUAGUGAGAGUGAGAGAAUAGUGAUGUCUGUUAAUGGCAGUAAAACAUCUCUCACAAUCACUGCAGUAAACGUCUCUGAUACAGGACUCUAUUACUGCAGCUUCACUGACAGAAUGAUCUUCAGUAACUCCACAUAUUUACAAGUGAAAGGCAUAAAUAAAACAUUUUCUGAGAGCUUGGAUAAAGCAACAGGUUCUGUGUCUCCUGCUGUGUUCUUCAUGCUGAUUGUGGUGUUUGGUUCAGUGACUGUGUUUCUUCUCUGUGUCCUGAUCUUCAUCAUACUGAAGCACAGAAAAACACACAGAGAUGCUGAAGAUAAUGCAGAAGUUAAUAAGAUUUCUAACUCGGACGCUGUGAAUUACGCUGCACUUCAGUUCUCUAAGAAGAAAACCAAGAGGAACAAGAGACAUGAUGUAAAGGAGGAUCCAUGUGUUGUAUAUUCUUCAGUAGGACAGAGUCAUGUGUGUACAUAA